UCGGCCAGAACCGUCGAAAAAACGCGACCGGCCAACCGUCCGGGCCAGGCGCCGUGUCAAUCUCCCAUCCCUUUUGCCCCCCCUCCCCUGCCUCCUCACCUUGCCUUUGAGUCGGACGCAAUGUUCUAUGAUCUGUUCCAUCUCUGUUCUCCUCGUCAAGGGGAGGGGAUGCGGCCAAUGACAGGGAGAAGGAGCAGGCCGUCGAGGAGUGCAAGCAGAAGCUUUCCGGUGACUGGAAGUCUGAAAAUCAAGACAGGGCAUAUUGUUUUGGUUAUGAGUGGUUGGAGAUAUUGUGGCUUGAUGUCCCUAGAGCAGUCGGACCCUUCCAAGAUAUGUGCUAAAAUCCUAGGUGUCAAGGGCAUUGUGGUGGUGCGAUCCAUGUCUCCUGCGAGCGCUCGGCAUGGCGUCCAUAGCCCCAAAGAGCAGGGCUUCAAGGCUGGACAACAAGCUUCACUUGAUGAAAGCAUUUCCCUUCUAAAACAGAGUACUGCUGAGAUUAAUGCACAAGAUGUGUGCAGAUCGAACGAAGAAGAGAAGAGGAAGGAUCUUGAGGAAGAGGGAAAAACAAGGCAAUGGGACUGUUGACCGGGUACAAGAGCUUCUUCAGAAAACCCAUGCUGCUUUUCUAAAUCGCAAUUUUGUUCAAGGCUAACAAUGAAAAUUUUAUCUGUAAAAUAUGGUGAUCCCUAUAGUGGUAUUUCUGAAGCUUCGAUGUGCUUGCUUUCCCCCCAACAAGCAGUAAUCCAAUCACGGGUGCAUCAGGUGCUAUAUCAUGUCUAUGUGGAUUUCCACAAUGACACUACCUCCAACUUUCUCAUUUCCCCAGCUCUGCAUACAAGUUCCAAACUAGGCAUGCCAGUCUUGUUAUCACUUGUUCAGUCGCGUUCUGGUUUAUGCCUUUUCACCUGCAUGUAGUGAGGCAGUGUGUGGAAUUUAGGUGCUGGUUUGAACAAAUUACAAUGAUGUAGUCCUGCAGACCAGUACAGGUCACCGGCUUUAUAUUGUGGUCAGCGUGUUGUAAGUACUUUGGGAAACAAGUUCUGGGGCAAGUUUAUCUGCUUGCUCAUGCAUUUUAAUACUUGAUUGAUGUCCUAAUAAUUUGUGAAGUUCUUUGUACCAUGUGAUAAGCUGCACAUCAGGUUGCAUGGCAGCUUGUUUGUUGCUUUUAGGAUGUGCAUGUACCCGGGUGGAUCACAGAUACCAAUCAUAUAUUAUUAUUUUUACUCGUGUGUUUUUCUUGUGCC
Triticum dicoccoides is the source of this 1244-nucleotide messenger RNA. RefSeq lists its product as uncharacterized. The coding region runs from base 121 to 585 and encodes 154 amino acids. NCBI's taxonomy places the organism in Eukaryota, Viridiplantae, Streptophyta, Magnoliopsida, Poales, Poaceae. The transcript is spliced from 10 exons. The record is from RefSeq and is a predicted model, not a curated record.